Molecule: messenger RNA, 1686 nt
Organism: Panicum virgatum (switchgrass)
Lineage: Eukaryota; Viridiplantae; Streptophyta; Magnoliopsida; Poales; Poaceae
Exons: 5
Coding region: 12-1043 (343 amino acids)
Source: RefSeq, a predicted model, not a curated record
AAGAAACUGACAUGCCUACAAGUGCUCUAAGGUUUAAAGGUCAUCAUAAAAGAGUUUUUGCAGUAGAGUCUACUACAGUGACAAGGUCAAAAAGAGCCAAUGCGCAGCGGCAUCCUUCACUGACAAGAAGUGACAUUGAUGCGCCACCCCCAUCCCAUCCUAAUAUGAGCAAAUCUACGGAAGAUGUUGUCCCCAUCCAACCUUCUAUUCCUCCGCCCGAUGGACCCAACCCAAUGGCCAAUGAAGAUGGUUUGGACCAGCAUGAUGAAAACCCACUCAUGGGUCACGACGAUGGAGCUGAUGGCAGUACACAUCCUGUUGAACAGAACCAGACAAAUGAAGGGGAUAGUCUGUUCAUCGAUUGGCCAUAUUUCAGAUUGGUUACAUGUUUGCUUUACUUCACUAAUUGUGUUUUGAAUGUACUUUUAAAACUUGGAGGAGUGGAGCGCCGGGAAUGGGAGCGGGGACCUAUCAUGGGACAUGGUCUGCAAAAAUUUACCCGAGCUCGGCGUGGGAAGCUGCCACUUGUCAUCAAUGAAGGAAGAAAAAAACCUUUUGUACCUUUUAUUGCUGCCAAGUUUGCAACUGAAUGCAACAUUACAGUAAGGAACCACAUACCCGUGCUCAAGCAUUGGAAAGAGUACAAGAAACGUCCUGCUUUGGUGACUCAGUUUAUGGGGUGGAUCCAAGCAAAGUUUGAAGCCGACAUAAGUGAUCCAUCAGUUAAAAAAGGUUGUCUUGUGAUGAUGAAGUCGGCUGUUCGCCAACAACGACACAGACUGAAGAAGAAAUACUUUGAUCCUUUUCCAUUGCAUUUGGUUAGGAAGACUUCUCCUGUGAAAUGUAUGGAUAAUCAACAGUGGGUUGAUCUUGUGGAAACAUGGAUGGAUCCCAGAAAAAUGGAGACAUGUGAAAAGAACAAGGAGAAUAGAGAAUUGGUGAAGUACCAUCAAACAACCGGCUCUUGUAGCUACAUGGUCGUCAUUGAUAAUCUUGUAAGUAAACCAUGGUUCAGUUGUUCAUGCAUUGUUUGGUCAAAUUAAAGCUACUAUGAAUUCUUGUGACCAGACAAGUAAGCUUGAUGUAUACAAAUGUAUUUCAGGGUGACCAGUUUGAAGAAGAUCAGGAAGAACCUAAUGCAUUUGAUUUGUUCAAGCUGUGCCACUACAGCAAAAAGAAGGGUACACUCCUAAUGUGCAGAUGGCAAUUGUAAGACUCCUCUCAAAUGAUGGUGUUUCAAAUGUUUAUUUUAGGUUAUAUCUCAUGAUUGCAAACUUUGUUUGCUCCUUAUUUGGUAGAAUCAAAUGGAGAAUAGUCUGUCGACACCUGCAGCAGAAGAUGAACAACCCAAGUCCACGACUCAGGUGGUAGCUGAUGUGCUUGCUGAGAAAACCAAGAAGAACCAGUUUCUUCAGAAUGUGGGGAUGCAGGAUGCGCGACCAAGAUCAAGUGUUCGAACAGAACUGGAAGCGGAGAGGAUGACAAGUUCUGAGCUUCUAUCCAUUGUCCAGACCUAAUGUGGACAAAUUGAUGAACUGUCAAGGAAGUUCAAGGAAUCAGAGGAGGCAAGGAUUAGGAAUCGUAAGGAGAUGAACAGGAAGCAAGCUGAGAUGAAUGCAAAGCUUGAGCGUUUGCUAAGUCAGAGUCUACCAGGUUAAGGUACAUGGUAUGUUGAACCUAUCCUUU